Sceloporus undulatus (fence lizard) is the source of this 2539-nucleotide messenger RNA. Its product is annotated as putative P2Y purinoceptor 10. The coding region runs from base 6 to 1139 and encodes 377 amino acids. NCBI's taxonomy places the organism in Eukaryota, Metazoa, Chordata, Lepidosauria, Squamata, Phrynosomatidae. Gene Ontology annotation, cellular component: membrane. The record is from RefSeq and is a predicted model, not a curated record. Gene Ontology annotation, biological process: phospholipase C-activating G protein-coupled receptor signaling pathway; positive regulation of Rho protein signal transduction. The transcript is spliced from 2 exons. Gene Ontology annotation, molecular function: G protein-coupled receptor activity.
CGCCCAUGAAAACAGCAAGGUGCUCCAAAAGGUGUGCAUCUCCCUUCCAGGGGUUUUGUCAAAGCCAGAGCAUUCCAAUGAGUGUGUGUAACCACUCCAGAGAAGUGACCCAUCCAGCUCACCUUGCCCUGAACAGGAGCAUAGAUGUGCUACUGAUGUCAAGCACUGGUGCAGAGUGCAAUAAUACAGACAGUUGCGCUGGACCCGGGGAAACCUUCCUUCAUUCCCUGUAUGCAGCCACAUAUACCAUCAUUUUCAUCCCAGGACUCCUGACAAACAGUGUGGCCCUGUGGAUUUUAUGCCGCUUCAUCAGCAAGCAAAAUAAAACCAUCAUCUUCAUGGUGAACCUGGCCAUGGCUGACUUUGUUCAUGUUCUUUCGUUACCUCUACGGAUAUAUUAUUAUGUCAAUUACAAGUGGCCAUUUGGGAGAUUCCUUUGCCAGCUUUCUUUCUACUUGAAGUAUCUCAAUAUGUAUGCCAGCAUCGGCUUCCUUACCUGCAUCAGUGUGCAAAGAUAUCUCUUCUUGCUCUACCCGUUCAAGGCCAAAAACUGGAAACGGCGGUACGAUGUGGCCACAUGCGUUGUGUUAUGGAUUGUCAUCGGAGCUGCUUGCCUGCCAUUCCCAUUGUUAAGAAGCUCUGAAAAACCAGAGAGUUGUUUCACUGACCUCAAGAUCAAGAAGAUCGGAGGAAAGGCCUACUCUAUCAUGGUGGUAAUGGUGGCUGAGAUCCUCGGGUUCUUUGUCCCACUUGUCAUCAUUGUCUAUUGUACCUGGAAGACGAAAGCUUCACUCCAAGAAUGCCAGAUCCCUUUGGAAAACACUAUGGAAAAGCGGAAGGCGUUACGGAUGGUUUCCACGUGUGCGGUUGUGUUCUUUGUGUGCUUCACGCCAUAUCAUAUUGUCUUUUUCUUCUUCAUGAUGGUCAAAGAAGCUGUCAUCCGAGACUGUGUCUUACGGCAAAAUAUCCUGUACCUUCACCCUUUUUGUUUAAGCCUUGCAAGCCUGAACUGUUGCUUGGAUCCCAUCCUCUAUUUCUUCAUGACAUCAGAAUUCCAGGGUCAGAUAUUGAGACAUAGCAGCUUGGCCAUCAGGAGUCGUCUCAUGAGCAAAGAAAGUGCUUCCUCUGUGAAAGGAUAAAUUCAGCUGGAUUGCCAACUGGACAGAGAAUCAUAAGAAUACAGGAGGCAACAUUAUACUAAGUCUGGCCAUCCAUCCAGUGCAGACUAUUGACUAUCCUGAUUGGUAACAUUCAGUCCCUGGAGAUGCCAGGGACUGAAUGUGAGAACUGUUAUGGGAUGUACUUAAAAGAAGGACAUUGAAUAUAUUUGUUUCUUCUUCAAUAGAAAAUCACUGAAAGAUUUAGGAACCUUCUUGCAGAUGCUAGGGACUUGACCAGAAAUCUACUGGAGGCAAAUCCCCAGAGUACAUUCCUUUCUGCCGCUGGAGUUUCAUAUACAAGACUCUCAGAGAAUGUGUUCUGUAAGGUUUGUUGCUCUUCUUUGCUAUCGAGUUGACUUCAACUGAUGGCAACCCUACAAAUGAGAGACCUCCCUGAGCCCUGGCCAUCAACUGCCCUGAAAACUCAGUGCAACCAUGGCUUCUUUGAUUGAAUCUAUCCAGUUGUACUGGAGUCUCCCUUUUUCCCUACUGCCUUCCAUUUUACUAAGCAUUAUUGUCUUUUCCAAUGAGUCACGUUGUCUCAUGAUAUGUCCAAUAGCCUCAGUUUAGUCAUCUAGGCUUCCAGUAGGAUUGAUUUGCUCCCUGGCAAAUUCAUUUGUCUUUUUGGCACUUCAUGGUAUCCAUGGAACUUUCUUCCGGCACCAAAUGGGUUGAAUCUCUUCUUCCUGUCAGCUUUCUUUACUGUCCAGCUUUCAUGCCCAUACAUAGAAAUUUAUUGGAUGCCAAGCUGGUGUUGGGCUAGCAUGAGUUCUACAAAGUGGUUGCCCAAUGCCCAUAUUCAUCUCAAGUCAUGACCAAGUCAAAGGAUAUAAUGGUGCCCCUUCCUACUCCAUAUCUAAAGCCUGGUCAACUCACAGAGGAGUCUGAUGUCUGUAUUGGAUAUGGAAUGGCAUCCUUAUCCACAGCAUCUGGAAAUAGCAUGCAUUGGGUGCGUGUGUGAAGAGUGGGUUGCAUGACAUGCAGAACUCUGUCCCUCAGUACCUUGUUGCAGACCUUCACCUCCUAUCAUCUGCUGCCUGAAGCAGCUGCCUCACUCUACCUAAUGACAUGGCCGACUCUGUAGCCACCUUGCUAAAGCAAUACUGUAUACGCCAACCUUAGAGAUAUCCACUCAAAAAUAAGUCCCAUUGAUUUCAUUGGACAUGUUCCCUGGAUGUACGUAUUAGACUGCAGCCUUAGGUUAGCCCCAACUGCAUCCACUGAAUUAUUCCAGGCGAGUCGACACAAAAGGAAAUCCCAUUACUGGAAUGGGUCUGUUCUAGUUCAAACUAGCAAUCCAAUUUCAACUUAGCCAGUUGAUUGUCUGAAUCUUCAUUACGUCUUCCAUGAACUCAUAGAUUUAUCUCCAUAAAUGUAUA